UUGAACGGUGAAGAUCCUGGAGUCACUCUUGUUGUUUUUCCAGUAAAUGUGGCCUCUGCCUUCCUCGCCCUGUUUGAGUCUGUGCUGCAGGUGGAAUCCUGGUGUGGAGCUGAGAAGAAAUCUGUCAAACUCAGAGUCAUCAGAUUUUCAUCACAUCAGUUCAACAGAAUUGAUGUGAUGAAGCUGCUGUCAGUCCUCAUCCUCCUCCUGCUUCCUCUGCUGACCUGCUGUGAACCUUUCAUCCUUCCACUGGACUGCAGCGAUGUCUAUAACCAAGACACCAGUCGAACCAGUGGAGUGUACACCAUCUAUCCCAUUGGAGCCACGUCUGCUGUCCUGGUAUACUGUGACAUGGACUCACAAGGACAGUGGACGGUGUUCCAGAGGAGGUUGGACGGCUCGGUGAACUUCUACAGACCCUGGGAUCAGUACAAGACGGGCUUUGGUAACGCUGCUGGAGAGUACUGGCUCGGCUUGGAAAAUGUUUUCUACCUGACGCAGAGAAAAAGGUACGAGCUGAUGGUCAACAUGGAAGAUUUUGAUGGAAACAAAGUGUUUGCUCGUUACUCCUCGUUCUCCAUCGAUGGAGAGUCUGACGGCUACAGGCUGAAUGUGUCUGGAUUCACUGAUGGAGGGGCAGGAGAUGCCCUGAAUUCUCACAAUCGACAAAAGUUCACUACGUUUGACAAAGACCAGGACAGCUCGUCAGGUAACUGUGCAAAAACAUAUCUGGGGGCGUUCUGGUACAACAGCUGUCACCAUGCAAAUCCUAACGGGGUUUAUCGUUGGGGGGCUGAUGGUACUAUCUUUGCUGUUGGUGUGUCCUGGCACCAGUGGAAGGGUCAUGAUUACUCUCUGAAGACCAUCAGCAUGAAGAUCCGCCCUCUGCAGUAAAUCUGCAGAACAAACAAAUCUGUGACAUGAAUAUUUAACAACAGCAGUCAAAAAGUGUGCAAAGCAGCAAUCAAAGCAAAGGAUGGCUAAACUUUGAUUACGAGAGAGAGAAAGAUUAGUGAUCUUUUUCUUUUUCUUUAAA
Messenger RNA from Oreochromis niloticus (Nile tilapia), 1036 nucleotides. RefSeq names its product microfibril-associated glycoprotein 4. Gene Ontology annotation, biological process: blood coagulation. NCBI's taxonomy places the organism in Eukaryota, Metazoa, Chordata, Actinopteri, Cichliformes, Cichlidae. The coding region runs from base 178 to 894 and encodes 238 amino acids. The transcript is spliced from 7 exons. The record is from RefSeq and is a predicted model, not a curated record.